GUGGCAAUAUUUAAUGUUUGAGCUCGUUGCUUGUCUUUUGUCUGUUUGCUGUCGGCUCAACUGGGUCGACAUUGCGAAAUGGGUUUGGCUUUCAGAUAGGAAAUGAAGGCUUUCCUUCCAUCUCAACAAUCAGUCUUAUUCUGUUUUUAUCUACGUAUUUAUCAUAUUUCUCUCUCUCUCUCUCUGUCUCUUUCUUUUCUCAUUUGGCCUAAACCGUCGAUUUCCUGACAGCAAACUUUAUUGUAGUGUUGUACACCGGUUGAAUCUUUGUCUAGUUCUCUAUUUUGUUGUUCUUUUCAUUAUUUCUACUCGUUCCGAACUGACGCUCUGCUGAUCGUCGUUUUAAUCCCCUUGGUUGUUCUUCACGAUUAAAAAAGCGCUGAGCUUCAGUCGCGCAGAUUCCAAAACAGCUGGCCACUCAAUACUAUACAAUGGUAAAUACCUCUAGCGCCAUGUCGUCGGAGCGGGCCAUCCCUGACCUGUGGGAUGUGUUUGGAUCACGGGGCGGCGGCCUGGCUGUCAGACGAAAUUCAUGGCAAAAGAUGCAAAAGCAGCUAUCCGAGGACGAACGAACCGUCACGGAAUUGUUCAACGAUCUUCAUGUUCAUGCAGAUCUGCCAGCCGAGAACAAUUCGAUUCCUAGUAAACACAAAAACGGCAGCAAUCAGCGCAACAAGACGGACGAGUACAAUGAGCGUAACAAUAUCAGCAAUAACCAGCAGUCGAAUAAUAACUGGGAACACAUUGAAAAGCAUCUAUCCAUGAAAAAGACCAUUCGCAAGAAGAUGAUGCGUGACUUGCAGCAGGCUUUUAUUGACGGACAAGAGCCACCAGAUGCGGUCCAAAAAUGGGAUAAUGUCCAACUGGACGCCCACAAGGCCGGCAUCGAACCCAACUUGCUGGACAUGUUGAAAGAAAAGAAGACCGAACAACAACCCGUACAAUCGCAACCGAAUGCACCAACCAAAAAGCCGGGCUUUUGGAAAAAAUUGACGAUGAGGAAAAGUAGCAGUAGUAAACGGUGAUUCAUUCCUAUAUAUUUAACGCGUGCAACCACACCCACCCCCCACCCCCAAAUACGAAAUACAAAAGAAAACAAAAAGAAAUUUUGCUAACAAGUUGAAAUCGACAUGUGACUGAUUCCAAUGACUAAUGAAGGUCGCUAUUAUAAAUAAAUUUACAUAACCUGGAACUAAAUUGACGAGGAUAAAUGACGACAUUUCGUGGCCUAUUCUAAUAACUUGUGUCCAUAAACUCUCACAAUCUCCCUCUACCGUCAAAAGAUUUUCAUCAUUAUCCUUUUGUUCCACUCUCUGAUGUCCUUGUUAUUUUUCCUCCCUCCUCUUCUCCUUUUCUUUUGCGUCGUUCCCUGUGAUACACAACUGCGUCUAUUUGUUUUCACUUUUUUUUGCCUUACCACAUGCAGAUUUUCACUUACAGUAUAUGUAUUCUUUUUGUUUGUUUAAAAUAUGCAAGUGUAGAAACAUAUACACGAAAAAGAAAAAACAAAAA
Molecule: messenger RNA, 1512 nt
Organism: Daphnia magna
Lineage: Eukaryota; Metazoa; Arthropoda; Branchiopoda; Diplostraca; Daphniidae
Exons: 3
Coding region: 432-1025 (197 amino acids)
Source: RefSeq, a predicted model, not a curated record